Adineta ricciae is the source of this 1845-nucleotide messenger RNA. Lineage: Eukaryota; Metazoa; Rotifera; Eurotatoria; Adinetida; Adinetidae. The record is from the annotation of a GenBank genome assembly.
AUGAAGGCAGUUAUUGCUCACGGUCCUAAAGAGUAUAAAUUCGUUGACGAUAAAGAGAUACCGAAAUUAAAAGAUGGAGAGGUUUUAGUGAAAGUAUUGGCAACUGGUAUAUGUGGCUCUGACCUAAAAAUGUACGAAGGAAGUCCAUUUUAUUGGGGAGUUGGUGGACGCGCACGAUCCGGCGUUAUUCCUGGUCAUGAAUUCGUUGGAGAGAUCGUCGAAGUUGAUCCACAAAUAGCUCACGAUCAAUCGUUAACCAUCGGUGACGUAAUUGUUGCAGAACAACUUUUAGCUUGUCGAGAUCAGUGUUGGUAUUGCAAAAAUAGUUUGGAACACAAAUGCGAAAAGUUGAUCAUCUACGGGCAAGGUGUCGACGGUAGUAUGGCUGAAUAUAUGAUAUAUCAAAAAGGCUCUUUCCUGCAUAAGGUUCCGCAGAAUAUUUCCCCGAUCUAUGCAGUACUUGCUGAACCGUUGGCGGUAUCCGUACGAGCUAUGGAUCGAGCUUCAUUGAAAGACACUGAUCUGGUGGUGAUUUCUGGCUGCGGAACGAUAGGGUUAGGUGUUGUUGCAGCGAUUCAUAUCUAUUUCCCUCAAGUAUCAAUGGUUGUUCUUGAUUAUCAUCAAUUCAAAUUGGAUCAAGCACGAUUGAUAUCGAAAAACUGUUCGACGUUUAAUCUCUCGGACAACACUGUCGCUUCAAUUGUUGAGCAUGUACGACAAAUGUCUGGUGAACGUAAAGGCGCUGAUGUCUUCUUCGAGUGUUCGGGUUCACCGCAUUCAAUCAAGGUCGGCUUCGAUUUUCUUCGUGCUUGCGGAACAUUCCUUCAUGUUGGUAUUUGCAAAGAGAUUCUCAUUGAAGCUCCAUGGAACGCAAUCUCGGCAGGAAAAGAAUUAACAGUAGUUGGUACGAAUUUAGGUCGACAUGGUUGGUCACGAGCAUUUGAAAUUCUACAGAAAUGUGACCUAUCGGCAAUGAUUACUCAUCGAUUACCUUUGAACGAAUAUGACAAAGGUUUAGGUCUACUCAAUGCCGGAAUUAAAAUAGUUCUCGACCCAACUUUGCCUUCAUCAUCUUCGCCUGCGAUUCCAACAUCAAUAUCGAACGAAAAUCACCACAGUGUUGUUUUCAUCACACAAUCGUCACACGGGAUUGGCCGUUUGAUUGCCGUGGCACUUGCUCAACAAGGUGCGACUGUUAUUCUCCAUGGUUCGCAUCAUGAUAGUCCCUCGGAAUUCAAAGAAGGUACAACGAUGACGAAUCUGAAAGAAGAAAUAGCCAAACAAACGAGCAAUAAUCAAAUCUCAUGUGUCUGGGGUCACUUGACUUCAAAAGAAAGUGUGCAAUCUAUUGUAUCGCAAAUUCAGAAACCGAUUGAUGCUCUUAUCUGCUGUGAUGGGGAAGAUCUUCAUAUUGACGAAGAGAAUACACUUGGAAAUGGCAAAUCAAAUGAACAUUCAUGUUUGGCAGUGAGCGAAGGCGAUGCCAGAUCAACUUUUGAACAAAACUUUUGGUCAACUUAUCUGGUUUGUCAAGCAAUCGUUCCGCAGAUGACUAAAAACCUUCGAGGUCAAGUAGUUCUCAUAGGUUCAUCAUUCGUAACGAUAGGACAAGACAAGCACGUUCUUCGUAGUGCAUCAAAAGCCGCUUUGCAACAAUACAUGCGAUGUUUAGCCAAUGAAUCGAAGUCCAGCGGCAUUCGAGUCAACUGUAUCACGCCCGGAUCAGUUUCGUACGGAAAAAACAGAGAUCAAAUUGCAGAAGCAGUCAGUAAUUUAUUAAAAAUGGAUUUUAUGAAUGGCCAAGUCAUUCGACUCGAUGGCAGCGAACAAACAUGUUGCUGUUAA